Messenger RNA from Trichogramma pretiosum, 1674 nucleotides. RefSeq names its product coiled-coil domain-containing protein 63 (gene Ccdc114). NCBI's taxonomy places the organism in Eukaryota, Metazoa, Arthropoda, Insecta, Hymenoptera, Trichogrammatidae. Bases 1 to 1641 code for a protein of 546 amino acids. The transcript has 3 exons. The record is from RefSeq and is a predicted model, not a curated record.
AUGCUGAACUUUAGCGCGCCGGCCCAGGACGAGCUGGAGCUCGAGGCCAUGGCCGAGACGGAGCUCGGCCGACUGAAACGCCAGUACCGGAUAAUGGAGAACGACCGGCUGGCGUACGCGGAGGACGCGCGCAACCAGAUGCGCAACCAGCGCAACAUCAUCGCCAAGUACGAGCACGAGAAGGCCGAGCUGGUGCUGGCCAUCAAGGCGGCCAAGUCGCCGGGCAACGCCAAGGCCGACGAGAGCAUGAGCGAGCGCCUCGCCGGCCUACUGAGGCAACGAGGAGACUUCGUCGAGCGGAUCAAGCUCGAGCGCGACCAGAUACGCGAGAUCGACGAGCAGAUCCUCAAGCUGUCCAAGGAGGUGCACGCGCUCAGGGCCAAGGUGCGCACCGACCACCAGAUCAAGGAGGCCAGCGAGAAGCACGAGCGCACCGUCGCCAUACUCGAGAACAGGCUGGAGGUGGCGACGCAGCGCUUCAACGGCCUCGUCACGGAGAACGCCGAGCUGCGGCUCGAGAUCGACGGCCUGCUCAAGGAACGGGCCCAGUUCAACGCCAUGUGGUCGAGGCUCAACGGCCAGCUCAGCAGCGGCAAGGGCGUCAUCAACGACCUCAUCGAGCAGGCCACCAUCACCUUCAAUCAGCGCGACGAGGAGCUCAGCAAGAUCAACGCCCUCAAGGAGAGGGGCAUGCGAGACCUCAAGAGCCACACCUCGGAGAUGUGCGAGCUGCAGCGCACCAUCGACAACGAGAUGAAGCUGCAGGAGUUCCUCGGGGUCAAGGGCCAGUACCGCGAGAUGGCCGACCUCAACGUGAAGCGCGAGGCCGAGAAGGAGCAGCGCAUCAAGGAGAUGCGCGACAAGAUCGACACCUACAAUCACAUACUCAAGCUCGUGAUGAAGUUCACCGGCGAGGAGGAGAUCGACAAGCUCAUCGCCCAGUUCCUCAAGCAGGAGGAGGAGAAUUUCGCCCUCUUCAAUUACGUCAACGAGCUCAACGACGAGCUCGAGGCCCUCCAGGCGAGGGUCAACGAGCUGCGCGCGGCCAUCGACGAGGCCCGGGCCCUCAACGUGCACCGGGGCCAGCAGCAGAUCGACACCCUCGACUCGAUAGGCCGCGAGCUCAAGCAGCAGACCGAGCGCGCCGACCAAGCCGAGGACAAGCUCAAGCAGUGCAACAGACUGAUCGAGCGUCUGCUGGUGGGCAUCGACGAGCUCUUCCAGAGCAUCGGCUGCGACAACUCGCCGAUCCUCGAGCUGCUCGGCGACAACGCCAGCGUCAACAUGAACAACGUCAUGCUGUACUUGGGCAUAAUCGAGAAGCGCGUCGUCGAGAUGCUCGCCAAGAUGUACUACCUGGAUCGCUCGCAGCAUAGGGAGCCGCUCCUAAGCGAGGACCGGAAGCCCAAGCUACGGGUUCCCGACCUCCAGGAAAUAGCGCCUACCCAGCCCUGUCCGCUAUGCAUCGAGGCGGAAGAAAUGGAAAACGUGUCGGAGAGCCUGGAAAAGCCGCUGACCCUCGACGAGGUGCGGGAGAAGCUGCUGGUCCGAUUGCAGAGCGAGCACUCGCAUCUGCUGCACAACGUCUCCAAGUGUCACCUGCCGGCCGCGCGCAAGAUCAUUCAGAAGCGCUACAUGUGAUCCGAGCCGGACGAUUCCUUCUUCGGCAGUCUC